GAUUUGUUCUAUGUGUGUUUUUGUAACAAGUAUGAAUAUCAUUAAUUUUCAAGUGGGUGUUAAACUACCUUAACCACGCAACACCCGCUGAAUGAGUGCACAUGUGAAUUAGAGAUUGCUCUUAGAAAACUGAAGACAAGCUAGUAGGGAUAGAUGAUCUACACCACUCUGAGUAAUGUAUUGCCUUGGAUGUGGCAGUGACAUAGCUGAUAAACUGAAGGACAGCCGGAAUGUGAACACCUCAAGCUCUGAAAACGUUGCAGCAGUAUGGAAAGCGUUCUUAGAAAAUGAAGACCAGCAGGCUGUUGCAGAUGUCGACAGCAUCCUCAAUGGUGGAGACAGCCAAAGAGUGCCCAAGAUGUGCAAGAAUUGCUUCUAUUCUUACAAUAGGUACACCAAACUUCAUGACAAACUCCAAGAAAACAUUAGAAAGGCCGCUGAUGUUUUGGAACUACAACUCCCACUGCCAAAGAAACGUAAGCUUGAUAGUUCACUGUCUUGGCAAACAACUAGGGCUCAGCCAUCAGGAUCUAGCACCCAGUCCCCUGAAGUUGCGAUUAAAGUGUGUUACAAAACUCCAAAAACAUUCCUGCUCACUCCUAGCCGAAAACACAUAGGAAAAGCUAUUGCUCGUAAAAGCAGAAAAAAAGUUGCUAUGGAGGCCUUAAAAGACCCAACCACCAGAAAAUACUUAUUGAAGAUGGUCGGGAUAGAAUUGGCCAAAAAAGUGAAAUGUAUGUCAUCAGAGAGUGCUAACUCUAUCUUGCAGAGCCAGAAUCCUGAUGACCUUAGACAAUUCAGCUGGGAAAUGCUACUGAACGAGCUCUCUAAGUUUGCCCCUGUGUUGAGACAACUCCUGGAUUUAGCCACUAACACCAGAGUCCGCCGUUCCAACACUGAUGCUGUCAUUGGGAUGUGUGCAGCCAUCCUUAUCAACCAUCGCAAUCCAAAGAUGAAUUUGGUCCAACGAAGCAAUGCCCUGGUUCUGUAUGCUGGUCACAGCUCAAAGCAGGUGAUUAAAACGUUCCCACGCCAAACAAAGUUGGCGAAGGCAUCCACCAGUGAUGAUUCGGACACGGACUUAGAUUCUGACUCAUCGUGGAAGAAUUACUCACCCAUCACCUCUGGGUCAGAAGACAAAGGUGAUGAUGAUCUCAGGAGCAACUCCUCUUCAAGUGAUGUGAGUAAUUUUGACAGCAGUGAUGAAGAAGAUACUCCAAAUCAUCCAACAAUGUACCAUUUGGUUGGUGAUAAUGUGGACAAAGGAAUAAAACAGCGGUAUAUGAGAGUUGGUACCAGUAAGCCGGAUGAUAUUCACUACUUCCACUCCUAUGCUGUCGGUGACCGAAUUGACUUCAUGAAUCUCAGUGACCAAGUUAUUCCGACUCUACAGCAAAAUUCUGAACAAGUUGCUGUUUCCUUAUUACCAACAUCUGACGAUGAUCUCGCUCUUCGUAACAACAUGUGUAUUCUCAUGUCCAGAAUCCUCUAUGAAAACAUGGGAUUCUUCAAUCUAGCUUUUGAUGGUGUUGUAGAUUGGCACAUCAAGCAUCAAUUCUAUGACGAGAUGUCAACAAAGUCAAAAGUGCACCCUCUCGGAAUUCUACCUAAAGACGAAAACAAAACCGAGCACAUGAUUGACAUAAUGUCUGAUUUACAGCAAUAUGUUCCUAUGGUGGAGAUGGUCAAGGACUUCUAUAUUCCAACUAUAGCCAGGACUGUGCCAGUGGUGACUGCUCGAGCUUAUCUCUUACAGUUUGCAGGGGACCAAAAGACUGCGGCUAGGGCGAGAGGAGCACAGAAGGCCAAAGUGAAUGAAGUGCCUCCUUCCGGCCAACUGGUUGGAUUAGUCCUCCCUGUUGCAACUGAUUGGCACACAAAAAUGAUAUUGUUGAAUGUAAGGUGCUAAUAUUUAUGUAUAGGGUUUGUAAAUAUUCACCUUUUUCGAUACAGGUUAUCUAGAAGUUUUUCUACUCUUACAAUUCAUCAGGAGACCAUGGUACACUCUACCAGAUCCGCAACAAGCUGAAUCGCACAAAUGUGGUGAAGAGUCCCAAAAAAGAUGUCAAUGCCUGUGAAGACUUCAUUGAGAUAGUGACUGACAGUCUUGUUGUUGUUGCCGCUCUUGCUACCUUUCAACUAAAGUCUGCAAAUGACACCCCUGUUGAGUCCUUCCUUCCGACGGAUAUUUGGACUCUGUCUGACAGUGAGAGACGCGAGUGCUUGAUAAAGCUCUGUGAAAAGGUCUAUGACAAAUUCGUGCAUUUCAGCUACAACACGAGUGUGAGAAUGUUAACAGGUGAUGAUCAAGUGUGUGAGUACUCAGUGCAGCUAUUGCGUCUUGGAUGCUUCUACAUGGAGUUCAAAGAUGCUAUUAGGGAAGGUGAUGGUGAGCGUGUGUUGAGGUGCUGGAAGUACAUGAUACCCAUAUUUUCGGCUUCUGGGAACAGGAACUACGCUUGCGAGGCAGCAAACCUCCUUUUACAACACAAGUACACACUUUCUCCUAGAUUGUCAACACAGCUUAUGUGGAGUCGUUUUGUGAAUACCACUGGCCGACCUGGGAAGAACAUUCCUGUAGACCUACACAUGGAGCACCUAAAUAAGAUAGCUAAAGACGCUAUUCGUUUUCAGGGCUCCAAUCGAUCAAUAAAAGCGAUUAAACGAAUUGGCAGAGCAAUUGGGAUACUUUCUCCAAUGCUUGACAACUUUGACUCUGUCAACCAUGUUACUACUACAUCCAGCAGACAAAGAAAGCCUAAUUCACAGAAGGACAUCCAUGUGGUAGUCAAUGAACUUGUAGAAAGUCAAUCAUUUGUUAUAAUACGCAAGGGAAGAAAGCAUCGUAAAUUUCCCCAUCCAAAGGAUGUUUUGAAUGGCAAAGAGAAGAAAACAAUCGUUGACUGGCUUAUGAGUAAAUUGCCUACCUCCGUUUGAUUGAACCUUGGACUUUACUCAAAACUUAUUAUUUUAUUGGCCUCAUGCUUCAAUUCAUUAUUUUGUUGAUCAACAUUAAUUGAUUAGUUGUUGAAUAACAGAAAUGAAUGAAGAUUUGCUUUACAAUAACCACAAACACAAGAAUGUGCACAUAUAUCACAGCACAU
Molecule: messenger RNA, 3104 nt
Organism: Halichondria panicea
Lineage: Eukaryota; Metazoa; Porifera; Demospongiae; Suberitida; Halichondriidae
Exons: 6
Coding region: 176-1909 (577 amino acids)
Source: RefSeq, a predicted model, not a curated record